CCAUGGACACUCUCGAUUUAUUUCUGCUCGUUUUACUUCUUGAGACUAUAUCUACAACGGCGUUCCAGAAUUGUCCCGCAACGAAAAUAACCCUGUCCUUUACUAAAUGUCCUAGUACAGAAAAGUCAUGGAUGGAAGCCGCAGAAAGGAAAAACUGUUCAAGUAUUCCCCAGAACUGUACCAGCCCAGAGAAUUUUAGAUACCACUGUGUUGCAAAUGCUUUCAUGAAUCAAACCAUUGAAGUGUGUGCACCUGGUUUAUAUCUUUUGGGAUUUUGUCCAGAGUACAAUUUUCAAGGAGAACGAAUACAAGACAACUAUAAUGCAGAUUGUAAAAAUUUUUCAAUGCCUUGCCCCAGCAGAUACAAGUCAUGGAUGUCCUUUAAAUAUCCAGGAUGUGUUUCUCUGAGAAAGUUAAACGACAGAAGCCAAGCACCUGGAUUCCAUAAAUCAAACGUGAACAAAACUGCUUUAGCAAUCGAUGUAGGGAUGCAGGAGGAAAAGGAAUUGGGAUCGUGA
Messenger RNA from Saccostrea echinata, 518 nucleotides. RefSeq lists its product as uncharacterized. Lineage: Eukaryota; Metazoa; Mollusca; Bivalvia; Ostreida; Ostreidae. The transcript has 4 exons. Bases 3 to 518 code for a protein of 171 amino acids. The record is from RefSeq and is a predicted model, not a curated record.